CAAUCUCGCCGUCCUCCCCUCCUCCUCCUCCUCUAUAUAAACACCACCCUAAGUCCCUAACCCACCCAAACACCACCGCACCCACCAAUGGCGUCCUCCACCAAGAUCCCCUUCCUCCUCCUCGCCGUCCUCCUCCUCCUUUCCAUCGCCUUCCCAUCGGAGGUGAUGGCAGGAGGGCGCGGGCGCGGCGGCGGCGGCGGCGGAGGGGUGGCCGGCGGCGGGAACCUGAGGCCGUGGGAGUGCUCGCCCAAGUGCGCGGGGAGGUGCUCCAACACGCAGUACAAGAAGGCGUGCCUGACGUUCUGCAACAAGUGCUGCGCCAAGUGCCUGUGCGUGCCGCCCGGCACCUACGGCAACAAGGGCGCCUGCCCCUGCUACAACAACUGGAAGACCAAGGAAGGCGGCCCCAAGUGCCCCUAAGAUGCAUGCCUUUUUUUCUUUCUUCUUUUUUUUUUGUUUUUUUACCGUAUGAUUAAUACCUCCUACUAGUUCUACUACAUUGGUGUGUCACUGCCUCACUGACACUGGUUUAGCUCAUGGAUCCGGUUGAUUAGUUAAUUGGUGGUGGGUUUUAUUGCUAGAUCUGGGCUUAUAAGUAUUAGUUUAUCCUGUUCUAGUAAGGUUGUUGGUUGGGGGAAUGUGUGCGAGAGAGGAGAGUGAGGAUUCGUCAAAGCUGGUCAAAAACUUGGAUCCCCUCUCCCUGUAGUGAUUGAUUGAUUUGCUACUACUGGAGUGUGCUUUGCCGGAAUCAUUUGGUGCUCUGCUCACCCAGCAUUGAAAUUUGAGACAAUGCUUAGUAUACUUAAGUACUGGAGUAGUAUAAUUUCA
Messenger RNA from Oryza sativa Japonica Group (Japanese rice), 828 nucleotides. RefSeq names its product gibberellin-regulated protein 5. NCBI's taxonomy places the organism in Eukaryota, Viridiplantae, Streptophyta, Magnoliopsida, Poales, Poaceae. The record is from RefSeq and is a predicted model, not a curated record.